This is a messenger RNA of Laetiporus sulphureus 93-53, 913 nucleotides long. RefSeq lists its product as uncharacterized. Bases 189 to 779 code for a protein of 196 amino acids. The record is from RefSeq and is a predicted model, not a curated record. Lineage: Eukaryota; Fungi; Basidiomycota; Agaricomycetes; Polyporales; Laetiporaceae. The transcript is spliced from 3 exons.
UCCGAUUGGCUGGCUGUAUGUGUUCUGAACCAUGAAGCACGUUGCAAUUCGAGGAAACGAAUACAUAUACCUCGAAAGCUGGCCUGGAAACUUCAAACCUGCAACCAUCUGCCACCAGUCGACACACCAACGCUAAGGCAUUCUCCGAACAGAAUCUGAAAUACGCCACGCACGCUUCAGGGCACAAGAUGGUCAAAGUGCAAAGGCUUGAGCCAAUGGUCAAGGGCAAGGGCAAGGCAGGGGAGACUGGCUCAUCCGAAACUGUACCAGUGGCGACGAGACCUCUGCCGCAGCUUCUGAUCGAGGUCUGGGAGAAUGUGAUCAAUCAUCUCUGGGACAACGAGUGGGCUUUGUGGAUGUGCAGGCUCGUCUGUCGGGCAUGGUACCCUCCAAGUCGCUUUCACUUGCACAGCCAGAUCAGGAUCCAGAGUGUGAAGGGUGUGAAGGCGUAUGUCAAGAUCCUGAAGCAGACGCCCGAGCUGUCAAAGCGGCCGCACAAUAUGCACAUAUCGGGCAGUGAAAAGUCAGAUCUGUCAGCACUGUCGCUGGCGGCGAUCCUGCUCGCUCGCAAGCUGCCCCGGAUCGAGCGGCUUUCAAUCCGGUAUUCAAAUUGGCAGCCAUGGACGAUGCACAAAGACAUAUUCCUCCAUCUCUCCGCAUUCUCCUCUGUCACUAGCCUCAAUCUCUAUAAAGUCACAUUCCCGUCAAUCACCGUCUUUGGGCGCCUCAUCUGCGCCCUGCCAGUCCUAGAUGCUCCUGGCGUUACGGAUGUGGUAUGAUUGCGGUAUUCUGGCAUCCGGAUGGCUACGCCUUUCCCAUCUGCAUUUUGCGAACCUGCGUGCAUAUGUCUUACGCAGACUGUGGCGCUGCUGUAAGUAGUAUAGCCCCACCGGCGAUGACGGGCUGGCAGCCU